CAACAGCACACAAAUUUGCGAGCGCAGUAGGACCAAAGCAUUUUCCCUUCUGCAGUAGUGUACACUGCUGCAGCAGAGGAGAGCGCAGCAAUACUGGUAAAGCAUUGGAAGUGGAGUGAAAGCCAAUAAAAGAACCAUCUUUCUCUUUCUCUUUCUCUUUCUCUUUCCCUCUCUCUCUCUCUCUCUCUCUCUCUCUCUCUCUCUCUCUCUCUCACACACACACAUCAGGUAAUAAUUUAAAAAAAAAAAGAAAAAAAACCACAGCGACUUCCCUGUCGCAGCUUCUGCUUCCGUGGAAGCAAUUCUCCGGCCCACAACCCGGAAAAACCUUUGCGUGCCGAAUUUCCCUAGAAACUAUAGAGCAUAUUACGACUCCUCCGCGCCUUCUCCUCUCACUCUCCUCCUUUACUCGUUUGUUAGUACAUGAGGAGGAGGAGGAGGGGGGAGGGGAAUUGGAGGAGUAGUAGUGGGAGGAGGAGCGGUGGAGAGGAGGAGGAGGAGCGGCGGCGGGAGGCUAAACCUGGGAAAGGCGGGGGAGCUGUUGGGGUUGCUGGAUUGCAUAAAUGAGGCUGCAGCGGCGAUCGCGGCGGCGGCGGCGUGCUCUUCUUCUGCGUUCUGGGCGGCGGGGAUGAGCGACUCGGCGUACCGCGUGGACACGACGCCGCGGCUCGCGCAAUGGCGCAUCGACACCCUCUCCUCCUGCACCUACCGCAAAUCCGACCCCUUCAAGAUCGGACUCUGGAACUGGUACCUCACUGUGGAGAGAAAUAAGCAGCUGUAUGUGAAGCUCUACCCAGAAGUCUCAACUGCAACAAGGGAGCAACCCCCUAUAGCUUCCUUCGUCAUCAAGCUCGUCUCCUCCGCCUCUCCGAAUCGCAAAACCCUAGUCCAUCCAGGAGUUUGCGACAAGCAGCUAAAGAACAACGACGAUUUUGUAUGGGCCGUUGAUACCCUUCUCACUGGCAGAUUCGUAAUUGACGUCGAGUUUCUCGACUUAAAGAUUGCGCCGCCAACUGGCGGAGAACCGAUCUCCAUCUGGACUGGUUACCACAUCGAGAAGCACUCCAAAUCGACCGCCCUAUCUGCCCUAGGCCGGAUGCUCACAGAAGCCAUCCACACCGACAUCACGAUCAAUGCCGCUGACGGAAGCAUCGCGGCCCACCGUGCCGUCCUCGCCUCGAGAUCCCCAGUCUUCCGGAGCAUGUUCUCGCACAACCUCAAAGAAAAGGAGCUGUCCACUGUCAACAUCUCCGACAUGUCCUUCGACGCCUGCCAGGCAUUCCUAAACUACAUAUACGGAAACUUUAAGCCCGACGAAUUCCUCACUCACCGCCUCGCCCUUCUCCGCGCCGCCGAUAAGUACGACAUCUCGGACCUCAAAGAGGCGUGCCACGAGAGCCUUCUCGAAGAUAUCGACACGAAGAAUGUGCUCGAGAGGCUUCAAACUGCGUAUCUUUACCAUCUACCAAAGCUGAAGAGCAGCUGCAUGAGGUUCCUGGUGCACUUCGGAAAGAUAUACGAAAUCCGCGAUGAUUUCAAUGCAUUUCUUCUUAAUGGUGAUAGAGAGCUCAUUGCAGAGAUCUUUCACGAGGUUCUCGCCGCGUGGAAGGGUCUCUAGGAAAGCGCCGAGAAGAAGAUAAAAUUUGUCGUUUGAUACUUUACUUUUGAGUUAUAGUUUGUGUGGAUUGUGGAUGCAUAAAUGGGUUAAAUGGGUUAAUCGGAAAAGAUAAUGUACAGGAUAUAUAUUGGUUCCAUUAAAAGUGUGUAUUCUUCAGACUAAGAAGCAUAUGUAUAAAUUUGAUUGGAAGGAACAAUUCAUUGAAUAUAUAGUAGAAAAGAUCAUUGUUUCUUGU
This is a messenger RNA of Ananas comosus (pineapple), 1853 nucleotides long. RefSeq names its product BTB/POZ domain-containing protein At1g55760. The record is from RefSeq and is a predicted model, not a curated record. NCBI's taxonomy places the organism in Eukaryota, Viridiplantae, Streptophyta, Magnoliopsida, Poales, Bromeliaceae. The transcript has 4 exons. The coding region runs from base 629 to 1618 and encodes 329 amino acids. Gene Ontology annotation, molecular function: protein binding.